CUCUCGAGUCCGAAAGCGACAGAAACCUCAUCUGACAACCGGUUCAGGAAAAUUCGGGAAUCGACAGAGACGCGACAAUGCAUCUAUUCUUGGCCCUGUUGACCCUCUUGCCGAUAGGAAUCCUAUCGUCCCCAAUCUGGGGUCCCCAGGACCAGUCGCAGCAUUACGAUGUCAUUAUCGUUGGAGGAGGACCGUCGGGUCUGAGUGCUUUAAGUGGACUCGCUCGAGUGCGACGUAAGGCAUUGUUGAUCGACUCGGGAGAAUAUCGCAACCUUCUGACGAGACAUGUUCACGAUGUGAUUGGCAGUGACGGUAAGUUCUGCACACGUAAUCGCUCCGGAUCGUUGCUGAAGGCAGAUCCCAUCAGGUGUCACUCCAGCAUAUUUCCGCUGGAAAGCACGCCAGCAGAUUUCCGAGUAUCCGACGGUAUCAAUGAUGAACGGGACGGUCACACAAAUUACGCAGCUGAAUUCCUCGGCCUUCAGCAUUUCUGACGCCGCUGGGAAUCGAUACACCAGUCGCAAAGUUGUUCUAGGGACAGGCCUCAGAGACCUUCUUCCAUCCACGCCGGGCAUUGCCGAGAACUGGGCUCGCGGCAUAUAUUGGUGUCCGUGGUGUGACGGAUACGAGCACCGCGACCAGCCACUGGGUCUUUUGGGAAGGAUUGAAUCCAUCUUUGGCCUGGCUCACGAGGUCGAAACGCUCGACACCGAUAUUAUCGCCUUCACCAACGGUUCGUUGACUUCUGAGGGACUGCAAACUCUCAGCAAGGCCCAGCCGGAUUGGCAAAGUAUCGUCAAGGUCUACAACAUCCAGGUCGACAAUCGGACCAUCACCGAGAUUGAGCGGAUUCAAGAUGGCGGCGUGGUGAACAACGUAACCACCAAGACGGAAUAUGACAAGUUCCUAGUCCAUUUCGACGACGGCACGGCCGUUGAGCGUGGGGCAUUCUUCACCGGCUGGCCUUCUGUACAGGCUUCAACCCUCGGCACGUCGAUGGGUAUUGCACCCGUUGGCAACAAAUUGACGAACAACAUCACGACCAUGGCAACUAAUAUACAGGGGGCUUAUGCUGUUGGAGAUGCCAACAUGGACGGGAGCACCAAUGUUCCACAUGCCAUGUGGAGCGGCAAGCGCGCUGCGGUUGACAUUCACCUGGCAAUCGCCUCGGAGGACCUUGAAUCUGCAAUAGCUGCUGCAGGGUUGAGUAAGCGAAAUGAUAAUUCACUGAGCGACAGAGACUUGUUGCUGCAAUACAUUGGUGAGGAUUUUGAGAAGUUGUGGAAGUAGGACGCCAGCAUGUGAGGCCCACGCCGUUAACACGUGCCGCUCAUACAUAUGUACGAUCUUAUGUGGUACAAACGCUACACUGCGCGAGAAUUCUUUACACACGAUAAUUUCUUAGUUUUCCGCC
This is a messenger RNA of Exophiala oligosperma, 1414 nucleotides long. RefSeq lists its product as hypothetical. The transcript is spliced from 2 exons. NCBI's taxonomy places the organism in Eukaryota, Fungi, Ascomycota, Eurotiomycetes, Chaetothyriales, Herpotrichiellaceae. The coding region runs from base 433 to 1290 and encodes 285 amino acids. The record is from RefSeq and is a predicted model, not a curated record. Gene Ontology annotation, molecular function: oxidoreductase activity.